Molecule: messenger RNA, 8899 nt
Organism: Bufo gargarizans (Asiatic toad)
Lineage: Eukaryota; Metazoa; Chordata; Amphibia; Anura; Bufonidae
Gene: HEATR5A
Product: HEAT repeat containing 5A
Exons: 35
Coding region: 117-6158 (2013 amino acids)
Biological process (GO): endocytosis; intracellular protein localization; retrograde transport, endosome to Golgi
Cellular component (GO): membrane; endocytic vesicle; Golgi apparatus
Source: RefSeq, a predicted model, not a curated record
AUGGCCGAGCCUUCUGAAUGACAGGUUUUGGAAACGAUUGCCGAUAGCAAGCCUGGCGGCUCCGACAGACUUCUGAUCAGAUCUCAGAUGUGAGAGGCACGACACUAAAGCGAGAAAUGGAGCGGCUGGCUGUGCUGGAUGUUGCCGGACUGGAGGAGCCGCAGCGGGGUUUACGGAUACUUGAAUGGCUCCGGUAUCUGAGGAUGGUGCUGCCCGUUACAGCCCGGACUGAAGUGAAGCAGAACCAGAAACAGUUGGUGGAACAACUGACUUUAAUAAUGAUGGGAUCCCCUGGUCCUCCGGUUCGUCAGCUCCUGGCUCACAAUCUUGCCGUUGUUUACAGCGCAGGAGACACUUUUUCUGUGUAUGAGACAAUUGACAGAUGCAAUGAGCUGAUCCGCAGCAAGGAUGAUUCUCCCAGCUGCCUUCCAAACAAGCUGGCUGCGGUUGCCUGUCUUGGAGCACUUUACCAUAAGCUGGGCCGUCUUCUAGGAAGCACAUUCAGUGACACUGUCACCAACCUACUUAAAAUUCUGCGAAGUGCAGAGUCUCAGGGAAGAACUGAAAUAAUGCUCAGUUUCGAAAGAAUUGUCGCUGGUCUUGGAACAUCUCUCUCCUCCUGCCAUCGAGACAUCUACAAGGCUGCACGCUCAUGUCUGAUGGAUCGAUCCAUGUCUGUGCGCUGCGCAACUGCACAGUGUCUACUGGCCAUUCAGAAUGAAGCGUCUUUCAUGUCGGGCUCUGACCUUGAGAGCUUAGUUUCUCUUUGCUUCAAGGCCUUUGAAGGCAGCAGCUACGAUGUACGUCUAGAAGUAUCUCGUCUCUUAGGAAAGGUUCUAGCAAGGGCUGUGCAUGGAACAUCCUCUUCAAGACAAAGUACACGCAGAUUAUCCGUGGAAGAUGCUCUUGGUCUGUUAUCCACUGGAUUCCUACGUGGAAAUUCUGGGUUCCUACGAGGUGGUGGAGACAUGCUGGGAGGAAGUAGCAGUAGCACUCGCCAUGUGCGGCUGGGAGCAACUCAGGCUUACGUCAUUUUUAUCAGCACACUUGGAGGCCAAUGGCUAUCCAGAAAUAUCCCUUUGCUCUUGACUCAUCUUUUGGACAUCGUGUCCCAUCAGAAGGCAACUCACAUACCCGUGGAAGCUGCUUGUGCUAGACGUUGCAUCUCCUACAUCCUCAGAGCCACUUUAGGGGAAUUGCUGGGAGAGAAGGCCCAGCUGGAAGCUGUCAGAGACAUAAGUGAGGUCCUUAAGAAGCUCAUGAAAUCUGUGGAUGCUGUACUAAGUGACAGUAACGUGGAGACACGGUUCUGUCAUACUGAUAUUGCUACCAGUCAGAAUGCAUUGGUCUGUGCCCUGCAAGAGCUUGGUGAUCUUAUCUUAGGAUUGGGUACCACAGCUGCUCCUUUGCUACGGGACUCGAGCUUUGGGCUCCUGGACACUGUGAUCUCUGUAGUUCUCCACCCUAGUCUAAGUGCCCGCUUAGCUUCAGCUUGGUGCCUUCGCUGUGUCGUUCUUUCUCUGCCUUCUCUAGCAGCCCCUCUUUUAGAUCGUUGUACAGAACGUUUGAUAGCCCUGAAAUCCUCUCCCGAGGCAGUUAGUGGGUACAGUCUGGCCGCAGCUGGCCUUCUGGGCUCCAUUAGACUAUGUCCAUUUGGCGUGCCGCAGGGGAAAGGAAAAGCAAUAAUGAGUUUGGCCGAAGACCUUCUGUGCUCUGCAAACCAAAACAGUCGUGUUUCUAUGCAAAGAGUACAGGCAGGCUGGAUCCUGAUUUCCUCUCUUAUGACUUUAGGCCCCGCAAUGGUCCAACCUCAUUUAAGACGACUUUUGGUUCUCUGGCGGAGUGUCUUCCCACAAAACCCUAAGGACCUGGACAUGGAGCGCAGUAGAGGGGAUUCUUUCACCUGGCAAGUAACUUUAGAAGGACGAGCAGGUGCCAUGAGUGCUAUACAUAGCCUUAUGUUACAUUGUGGAGAUCUCGUGACUGAAGAGGUUUUGGAGAAGCUCCUUCCUCCUCUUCCAUUCGCUGUAGCUUUGCUUGCCCAAUUACCCAGCCUACAGAAGCUGUAUGGAAACUCUUUAAAGGCUUGCUCCGUGUUGUACAGACAAAGGCUUUACCAGUUGCUAAUUUCGAUGCCAUCUAAAGCAUAUCAAGGAAGCCUUUGUGCAAUUAUAAAGGAACUGGUUGCAGAUCUGUCUGCCCCUGACUACAUGCCUAGCGGAGCUGUAUUCCUACUGCCAUCACUUUGUCAUCCUGAUGAUUUAAUACUCUUGGGUCCUUUGCUUCAGGAGAGCGACCAUAGAGCUAUAGAAGAGGAGUUUCUCCUCAGUAAUGGGAUUCCUGGUGGUAGUUUGGAAUAUGACCCCCAUGCCAUCUACCAUAUGCCCUCUGAAGGAGAAUCUGUUCCUAGCCCUCUGCCACCAGCCUUUACAGUCAUUCAAGCUGCGGCCUCGCUCUUUGGAGUUUUGUUGUCCAAUAUGCCGGAGUCACAGAGAACUCAGAUAUUGGAUCAGUUGGUGGAUGCUAUCAAGCAGUCAAAGGGCUCCCGUCAGCAGAGUGUCCAGUUAUCUGCCUUGUCUGCUUUGUGCUGCUUCCUUAAACACUUGGCCUCCAACCACAUUAAUCUAGGGCCGGAGGAAACACGAAGACCAUGUCUAUCCUUGAUUGUAGGAGCACUGGAGAGUAGAAACCCAUGGCUGCGUUGUGCUGCUGUGGAAUGUAUGGCCAGGUUGGCUCAUGUAGUGUCUGAACCUUUAUAUACUUCUAGUUUAGCUCAAUCAAGCUUUGACAAGUUGAAGGUAGCUAGAGAUGUGGUGGCCAGAACAGGUCACUCCUUAGCCUUAGGUUCUUUGCACAGGUACCUUGGAGGGAUUUGCUCUACACAGCAUUUAGCGUCCUGUGUUGCUGUGUUGCAUUCGUUGUCUCAAGACACUACAUCUCCUGAAGUUCAAACCUGGGCACUGCACUCCCUUUCCAUAGUCAUUGAUUCUUCUGGACCAUUAUAUUAUGUCCACAUAGAGCCGACACUGUCACUCCUUUUGACCGCACUGCUUAGCACUCCUCCAUCACAUGCAGAGGUCCAUCGCAGUUUAGGGCGCUGCUUAAGUGCUCUUCUGAACACACUUGGACCAGAACUCCAAAGCCGGGGGGAAUUGGUGGUGUCACAAAGGAACUACUGCUUGCUAGCUUGCUCUGUGAUGCAGGAGAAUGCUGACUGUUUGGUCCAGGCCCAGGGUAUCGCUUGCUUACAACAGCUUCACAUGUUUGCCCCUAAACACGUCAACUUGUCCAGUUUAGUUCCAACCUUAUGUGUUCACUUGUGUAGCCCUCAUUUGAUCUUACGCCGGGCAGUGUUAGCAUGCCUGAGGCAGCUCGCACAACGAGAGGCAGCAGAGGUGUCAGCGCAUGCUAUGGCUAUGGCCAAAGAUGGCGAAGAGGAGUUCAGAAUGGAUGUGAAUAUGCGAGAACUGGGCUUGGAAGGAGUUUUGCUGACCCUUUUGGACAGAGAGACUGAUCCACAACUGUGUCAAGAUGUGAAAGAAACCCUGCUUCACAUGCAGAGUUGUACAGGACUCGGUCGUCUUUCUUUCUGGCUAAAAUUGCACAAAGACAUUCUUUCUGCUUCUGCAGAUUUUGCAGCAGUGGCCUCAGUGGAUGCUACUCAAGAUGAAGACUGUGAGCAAUCCUGCUCUGACUCUGUGCUAACAUCUAAGAAAGAAGAGUCCUCUACCCUGUCAGUUAGUCCACGGUGGCACACCAGAGUGUUCUCAAUGGAAUGUGUUAGUAUGCUAGUUUCACAAUGUGUUCGUGAGGGAGGUGCCCACUUCAACAUGGCUGAGGCCCAGGAGAUGAAGCAUAAAGAACCAGACAGAGAUUUCCUGGUUCUGCAUUUGCAAGAUCUGGUUCGGAUGUCAUUUAUGGCUGCCACAGAUCACAGUGAACAGCUCCGUAUGGUUGGGCUUCAGGCACUACUUCUGGUCAUACAAUGUUUUUCCUCUGUGUCUGAACCUGAAUUUCCUGGUCAUCUUAUACUAGAACAGUAUCAAGCUAAUGUAGUAGCUGCAGUAAGACCAGCGUUCAACUCAGAUACUCAUCCUGAUGUGACUGCUAUGGCCUGCCAGGUUGGCAGUGCAUGGCUGGCUAGUGGAGUUGUGAAGGACGCAUCAGACUUGCAGAGAGUUCAGCAGCUGCUGCUUUCUUCUCUAAGCAGAGUGCAAGUGAUGAAAGAGACCUCAAGUGUAUAUUGUGAAAGCACCACUACCAUGGAGACACUGGCUGUACUGAAGGCCUGGGCAGAAGUCUAUAUUGCAGCAGUGGAAAGAACAGAAGGAAGGUCUGCUUCUGAUCCAGGAGACAGUCUCCUUUCCUUGGUACAAGCUGAUAUUACCACUCUGAGCAAGUUGUGGCUAUCCGCUUUACAAGAUCAUGCACUACUUACUCUGCCUCCGGAGUGCAGCCAUCAGCUUCCAUCACCUGGCGGAAUGUUCUACACUUCUGAAACUAGUGGUGCAGCCAGGCCACACUAUCUGGUGUCCUGGGCUCCCAUUCUUCAUGCUACCUCUUUGUGGCUUAGCAACACUGGCUUCCUACUUGCAGACUCCGAUGAAGCGGGCAGCCGACUUUCCCGUCCUGUCACUCCGACCACUAUGGGACAAGAGCGUAGCAACAAGGUGCCAAUUAAGUCUCCGGAAGAUUUGAACUCAGAGAAGUUUCACUUAAUUCUUGGAAUUUGUGUAGAAUUUCUCUGUUGUCUCCCUGUGGAUGCUCCUAUGGAGAGAAUUGCUGCUUGUCUGCGGGCUAUGAAGGCAUUAUUUCAAAGUAUCUGGCCGAGAGCUCAUGUUGGGGCUGAUCAGGAACUUGCCAUUGAGUUGAUUUCUGUAUUGCACCGAUUGCUGUUAAUGCGAGAGUCCUCAGAAAUACAGUUGCUGGCCUUAGAAGUUGCAAAGCAAAUCUUGAGUGCAACUCAAGAACAUGUACAAGAGAGAAGGAGGAGUGCAGAAGUCGACGAUGGAGCUGAGGAGAAGGAAACAUUACCAGAGUUUGGGGAAGGACAUGAUACUGGUGGCUUGGUGGCUGGGCGUUCCCUAGUACUUGCUGCAUUGGAGUUAUGCCUUUGUAUCCUCAUCAGACAAUUACCCCAGCUCAGUCCUCGCCUCUCAGGAAGUAUUACUGGAAGACAUGCAACAAAGCAACCUCUAUCACAUGAUUCAAACUUGCUCAUUUCUGCUUCUCUCAGCAUUCUAGCAGAGCUGCCGUUCCUCUGUUCUCCAGAAGGCAGCGUGUCAAUCCUUCCUACUCUGCUAUACCUAGUGGUGGGUGUUUUACAGUACACAUCUGAAAAAUACCCUGAUGGGCGUCUGUCCCUAGCAGUAACCUCUGUUUUGCAAGCCUUAAAAGCUAUUGUGUCAUCUCCAAUGUCGCGAGUAGAGAAAACCAGAGCCUCAUGGAACAGUCUUCUACGCAGUUCUGCAUCCACCACGCUUCUGUUCUGGGAUUCAGAUGAAGAAAAGGACAGAAUAGCCCUGCUGACUGCUUUAACAAUAUUCCUUCUGUCCGCUAAUCCAGAGGUGAUGUGCGAGCCUGGAUUGCAGAAUGCCUGUAUACAGAGAUUUCGUUAUUGCACUGACAGCAAGGACCCUAAUGAGCAGUUAAAAUGCUACCGUCUGAUCUUGUCGAUUUUCCAGCAUCCUGCUCAUAAUGUUGUUGCCCCAUAUAUUUGUGACUUGGCACCUCGUGUCGUACAUCAUUUAAGUCAUGCAGAUAGCAGAAAACCUCAAAGCCAGGCUGAGCUUUUAGUCCUGCAGGAAGGUGUGCGACUGCUGCAGGCUCUUAUCACUGCCAGUCUGGAAGAGAACCGUCCCCUCAUUGUGUCUAUGGUAUUCCAUCUACUCAUCUCUUUUCUUUUGGAUGAAAAUACACUCUGUUCUGCAUCCCCAUGCUCCAGAGCUCUUCAUGACUUUGGCCUUCAAAAUCUUACGAAGUUUGGCACUAGCCAUCCGGAUCAGUUUCGUCAUCUAAUGAAUUCUUCCACAGCACUACGCUCUCGCCUAGAGGCUGCUCUUCGAGGAAAUCAAGAAAGCCUCAAACCUAAACCUCGUGUUAUCAGGGGAGGGGGGCAAGGUUCCCCAAGCAUCCAGCUAAAGACAAACUUUUUGUGAAAUCUCCUCCACUCCUUGCAGCCUUAAUGCUUGCUCACAGCUUUUACAAUUAAUAUCAGAAGUGCCUGUGACACAGAGAAGACAUGCAGGUCUUUCAGUUAAUGAAAGGAGUGAAAGUUUUUCAGUAUGUGACAAGUUAAUACAUCUUAAUAAGCCGAUGCCUUAACAAACUGGUUGUUUUUUUUAAAUGUAUUAAUGUAACACUUUCAUUGACCUAGUGGUUUCACCUGAUGCAUUAAAUAGCAGUUUCUCAAGACCAUUUCAAUACUAAAUUACUCGAAUUGUAAAAGUGCAAAUGUAAUAAAGGGCGAUUAAAGGAGGAAUAGGCAAAAAUGUUGGUGUAGAACCAUUCUCCCUAGAAUGAAGUUGCGUUUCUCUGCUUUGCACUUGGUAGCACUUUUAUAUAUGGGAUACAUAUGUAAUAAGAUGGAUUUCGUGAACAUAGCACAUACACUGCAGAAAAAAUAUCAGCAAUCCAGGCAAUGACAUAUUGAAGAAUACUAUCAAAAUUUCUGUUUUGCACUGCCGUACCGAAUACUGUGUCCUGCUUUUAGUUGCAGAACUACUACUUCUACGUUGUGUUUUUUUCCUGUACUGCAAUUCAUUGCUAAGUUAACCAAAGCAAAGCAUUUAGUCCAUUACCUGAAUCAACCUUUUGUAGUGUGAUUGCAUUAGGGAUAUUAUAAGGGUUAAUGACUGACUACAGCGUGUAGCAUUUUACUUCAUUUUAGUUUAUUGAUAGUUGUAGUUUUCUGAUACGUCAGGCUCCACCACAUUUUUGACUGUGUAAUGCACAUCAAGGGUUACCAUAUACAGUAAGGCUAUGGAGAACACCAGUCUCAGCUUUUACUCUCUACAAAGCAUUGUGCCCCCUUUUGUUUUUGGAGUUUGUGGGACUUACGAGCCCAAUAACCUUUGCUUAUCAGAUAUGUCAGUAAAUAGAAUAUCUUUAGCUGUGUAAUAUAUCUUCUUAAAAUUUUUUGCCAUUUUAUUUACUGUUCAGUUUUUUUACCCUGUUUUGCAAUAAAGCAGGGUUUUCUUUUUGUGCUUUGUGAUCACACAUAGCCUAAAAUGACAAUCCACAUCAGUGUUUUCUUGGAUAGUCACCAAAGAGAGUAACUGUUGUUGAUGGAUCUGAUUUUGGAUGACAACAUUGUACUCUUCAAGGCUGUGAGCCUGAUUGGCUUGUUUGCAGCCUUGCUUUUCUUCAGGUUAUGCUCACACACAGUACAGCUUUAGUACAGUUCAUUAAAGCAGCUUUUUAACAGGAAAAAAAAACAGGAGGGGAUUCUAAAAUUAAAAAGAAAAGUUCUAAACUUACUCUUUGUAUCCUGUACCAAUGUGGACAUAUAUAAACUGUACCCAAACUGCAUUAUGUGCCAGGGUUCAGACUCUGGGGCACUCACCUAUGUGAAGUACUGCAGUCACCUAACCCACCUGGUAAAGCAGCUGCCGGCUAUUGAUACCAAAGGGAGACAUGGCAGUAUAUUUCUGUCUCCUUUUCCCUCAACGGAAGUUUUGAAAACAGUCAAAGAUGGCUGUUCAGCUGUUUCCACAGACAUGAAUGCACCAAAAAUCAUUGUUCCUAUGCAGCAGAUCGUACUGUCUAAACAAUGAUCUGCUGUGUAGGUACAGUCAUUUUCUAUGGGAACAAGCUUGUCCUCAUAGAGCAGAGGUUAUUGCUGCAUGUAAAGGCGGGUUUACAUGUCCCAAUAGGCAGAUUAUGGGGAACGAAUGUUCCUGAAACGCUCGUUCCCGACAGUAGUCGAUCACCCAAUGAACAAGCAAAACGUUUGUUCAUCAGGUGAAACUGUCGAUCAGGCAGACAAUUAAAUUAUCGUUUCUGGGCAACAGAUUGUGCGGUCUAAACGAAGAUCUGCUGCCCAAAAACAAUGCAGCUGUAUAAGGACAAUCAAUCGCAGUUGCCGUCACUCGUUCUCAUACUGUGGAGGUGAUCGCAGCCCUCAUCCCCGCUGAUGAUCAGGCAGUUAUCUGGAAUGUCUGCUUCAUUCCUGAUAAUCUGCCAGAUCAUCAGUCCAUGUAAAAGGACUUCAUAAUCAAGAGAUGCAUAUGUCCUGCUUUUUACUGUUUAAAGUAGCAAUAUAUUUUCUACAACAGAAUAAAAGUAAAACCAGAAAAAUAUAAUGAAGAUAUUUCCCAAAGAUGUACAUUUGCUGACUAUGUAGCCAAUGUUAAUGUGGGAUGGAGCGUUUUUUUUUUCUUCCAUAAAAUGAAGAUAACUGUUAAAUUGUCUAAUAUUGUGAAAUCCGUUCUGCAUGCAAAGCAUACGAUUGUAACACACAAAAAUAACCUCUUCAAUUCUACUGUGAAUUUACAUUAGUAUGCAAAAUAACUGUGAUCUCCAUUUAUUUUCUUACAGUUUUAAUCCUAUGCUUUAAUUGCACAUUUUUACGAAUAUUUUUUCAUGUUCAAAAUUGGCAACACUAGAUGAAAUGUCUGUCUCUGUGUGUUUUGUGUACCUGUCCUAAUGUUCAUACAAUUGCAUGUGGUGUGAAUAUAAUGCCGUGUUAUUAACUGUGAACAAUGUGUCUGAGCACUGACAAAACCAGAUGUGAUUGGUCUGCCAGCUGCUGCUAUGAGUUUGUGUACUGUAUUUUUCGUACUUUUUAAGUUUGUAUUUUUAAUCCUUUCUUAAACACUACACCCGAAUAAUGGUUAAACUGAACCCUGAUGCAGUUCUAAGAAGAUUCCACUUUUAAAUAAAGUUGCAUUAACAUACA